AUGUCAAACCUACCAGUCGAAAUCAUGGACGAGAUUAUGACCACAGCAGUAUCGACGUUGCUUCCUCCAUCUCUUUCAUCCAUCGCCCUUGUGGCAGUGAGGUACCGCAUUCUGGUCAACAAAAGCCGUUUCUCAUCGAUAAGUCUUGGCUCUAAGGCACAAGAUGUCGACGAGCAGUACUGCAAACGGUUGAAUAGCCUCGCGGAUCUCAUAAAAGGAGGAUUUUCUGUAAAAAUAAAACCACCCGUGGCCAGCUUUAUUGUCUCGUUCUCACUUUACGUCCGCGGAGACACCAAUAACCUUCGGCCUUUGUUGCACAAUGGAUCCCUUGCAUACAUAUUUGGUGUACUCUUUCGACAAUCUCCUGAUACUCCGUAUUCACCGCGCUCCAAGUUUCGCCGGGUUUCCUUGGACAUUCUCAACUGGGAUUAUAGAAUGCCAAAUUUUGAUUCGGACACAAGUUCUGAAGCGAGUAUCAACGGAGAGGAGCAGGAGGAGCAGGAAGAAACGUUUCUGAACUUUUCUCUGGCUGAUUCCGCUCUAACUGUGUCGUUUGUCGAUUUCUUGCUCAACUCCCAAAUAACCCACCUCCAUAUCUCGCAUAUUCACAAUAUACCGUUAAAUUUUCUUCUCGGCUCGAAGCUUCAUCACCUGAGCCUCGGUGAUGUUUCAUUCUCUGAGCCGGAUGAGUCUGAUAUCAACCGUUCAACGAGAGGGAUUACUCUUCAUUCGGUUGUCAUUGGAGGCAUGGCUUGGGUUUCUUUUGAAAUCUUCGGACGUCUCAUUAGCAACGAACCCUUCCCACCGCCGAGCAGCUUCAACACUAUGACCAAACUCACACUCGGCUUGGGGAGUCCUCGACAAAUGGAAAUUCUGAAGGAAUUGCUGACUGUUACAGUUCACCUUGAAGAUCUUUGUCUGAAUUUUGUUUCUACCUCGUCAAACGGUAAUAAAACAACCUAUAUGCCGCGUUCAAUUAUUGAAGUUGUAUUUUUAGUGCAAAAGGAAUGUAUAGAUUACACCCACCUUUCUCAACUGAGAACCAUAGAGAUACAGACAUUUGACUGUGGAGCGUCAUUCCCCUUCGUCACCAAGUUGCUGGGACGUCGCAUUCCACCAUCCCUCAGUACAAUUAAGAUCUCUAAUAACGAACUACACGAAAGCGAUUCCCUCUCCAUGAUCAGCAGAUCCUUACAGUUAUACCCAUUCGACAUCCUGGAUAACCACUUCGAGCAUUCCGGUUUCAGAAAUAUCACAAUGGUCAUAUUCUUCUCUGUUCGAAUCAAUGACAGAUACAAUCCGAUUACCUUUGACGCCGACGCCUACAGGAAGGAGUACUAUAGCUACGUAGCGAAUAACGAACUUGCUGAAAUUCUGAGAUGA
Psilocybe cubensis is the source of this 1383-nucleotide messenger RNA. RefSeq lists its product as uncharacterized. NCBI's taxonomy places the organism in Eukaryota, Fungi, Basidiomycota, Agaricomycetes, Agaricales, Agrocybaceae. The record is from RefSeq and is a predicted model, not a curated record. Bases 1 to 1383 code for a protein of 460 amino acids. The transcript is spliced from 2 exons.